This is a messenger RNA of Knipowitschia caucasica, 2016 nucleotides long. Lineage: Eukaryota; Metazoa; Chordata; Actinopteri; Gobiiformes; Gobiidae. The record is from the annotation of a GenBank genome assembly.
AUGGCCGUCCAGGCUGGCAUCCAGGUGUGUGAGAAGUUUGUGGCCCCGCUCCUGAACCCGAGUCCACACUCCCCACGGCCCCAGAGGCACGGUCCAGGCUUGGCAGAUGUGUUCCAGUACGACCAGUGGCUCGCAGUCCGACAUGAGGCCACUCUGCUCCCCAUGCAAGAGGACCUAGCCAUCUGGCUCACCGGAAUGCUGGGGGAACACGUGAGAGUGGAGUUGUUCAUGGAGGAGCUAAACAGCGGAGUGAAGCUGUGCAAACUGGUCCGAGUGCUGCAGACCAAAGUGGCCGAAAGCUGCCCCUCCGCUCUCGCCAAGUUGUUUCCAACAAAAGUGGCCUGCAAAACCAACGCCUCCCCCGGGUCGUUCUUCGCCCGUGACAACACUGCCAACUUCCUGUCUUGGUGCCGAACUAUUGGAGUAGAAGAAACCUACCUUUUCGAGUCGGAGGGACUGGUGCUGCACAAAGAGCCACGUCAAGUUUGCCUUUGUCUGCUAGAAAUCGGACGGAUCCUGCUCAAGUACGGAGUGGAGCCCCCGGUGCUGGUGAAGCUGGAGAAGGAGAUCGAGUUGGAGGAGACGCUCCUUUUGGCAGAGGAGCCGCCUCCUGCUGUGAAAACCUUCAGUGUGUGCUGCCAACAUGGAGGCCUGUACCAGCCUGAGGAGGCUGGCAUGGAUGAACCUCCCUGUAACUGCGCCAACAGAGUUUCCAUUGAGUACCUUUCCGAAGGCCGCUACAGACUAGGAGACAAAACCAUCUUCAUCAGAAUGCUGCACGGUAAACAUGUGAUGGUGCGUGUCGGCGGCGGGUGGGAUACUCUACGCGGGUUCCUCAUGAAGUACGACCCCCAGCGCGUCCUCCAGUUCACCACUCUGGAGCAGAAGAUCCUGGCGUUCCAGAAAGGCCCGCCCGGUUUGGGACACAAUCACAACCACCACCACACCGGGCCCCCUGCUGCGCCGCCACCUCCGCCUGAGAUGGAUCCCCUGGCUGCUGUCAACGACCUCAUGUCCUCCAGCUCCUCCUCUUCCUCUGCGUCGUCCUCCUCUUCCUCUACUGCCCCCUGUAAGCCCCCACAGACGUGCAGGUCCUACGCAAACUCCCCCGCGUGUACCCCCACUUUACCAAGGAAGAACAUGGCCCCCGCUUCCAAACGAGUUCUCCAAAUGGCCCCAAAAAAGCCGACUCAGCUCCCGCUUCCGAUCACCAAAAACGCGUCGUCUUCAUUGCCGUCGACACCGAAGCAGACCCCGAGCCCGAGCGGUGCGGUCCAGCGUAGAGCCAUGACGCCAUCUCCUGUGCUUUCCAAUACUGCGUCCAGACUUAAGAACAGGGCUAAUCCUCGACCUGGCGCGCAACCGAGGAGCCCGGUCUGCCCCGAACCGUCCUCUAAAUGUCCCAAACCGUCGAGCCCGCUGACUUCUCCAACAGGCAUCCCGCUGCCACGCCCUGCCACAGCCCCUGCUAAUGCUAACAGCGCUACGGCUAAACCUCCCACAGGCGCUAGUCAACGUUCCCGUUUAGCCCAGCGCCGUCCCGGCUCUCCAGCCUCACGUCUCCGUUUAGAAGCUGCGAGACGAGUCCGUGCUGCACACAAUCGGACCCCUACCCCCAGUUCCAGCGCCAGUUCUAGAGCGCCAUCGCCGGCUCUUAGUAGCUCCAGUAAAACAAGUGAAUACCAGGCUAAAGCUAAAGAGCCCAAGCAGAGCAAGCUAACGGCUAACGCGGCACAAGCUAAAGCUGUUGCUAGUUCGCACAUCCCCACUCCAGUUCAAGGGCGGGUCCCUGUUACUGGCGACACUUGUUCCAAAUUGGGUCAAAAAAACACAGCAGAGGUGAAGUUGGCACCGAAAGCACAAGCUAACACUAAUGCUAGCAAUAACACACACAAGUCAACCAUUCCUAAAGCCAUCAAGACGGACGCGAACGAAAUAAAAAAACACACUCAGAGUAAAUCCAAAACAGAGGAGCCCUAUUUUGAAAUGAACUCUAAAAGAAAACAAAGAAAAUAA